Messenger RNA from Microtus oregoni (creeping vole), 678 nucleotides. Its product is annotated as paired immunoglobulin-like type 2 receptor beta. The transcript is spliced from 4 exons. The coding region runs from base 1 to 678 and encodes 225 amino acids. Gene Ontology annotation, molecular function: MHC class I protein binding. The record is from RefSeq and is a predicted model, not a curated record. NCBI's taxonomy places the organism in Eukaryota, Metazoa, Chordata, Mammalia, Rodentia, Cricetidae.
AUGGCUCUGCUGGUCUCACUUCCCGGAAGGAUUCUGGACAUGGCUUGGAUCCUGCUUCUGCUGCUGCCAGCAGCCUGCCUGCAAGCUGGGAACUCAGCAGGAUUCAACAGAGUAAAUUACUUUGGGGUCCACCAACCAGCACACCUCUCUGGUGUCCAGGGUGAGUCCAUUGAGAUACCCUUCAACUUCUCCUUCCCCUGGGAGUUGGCAAAGCCUCCACAGAUGAUGAUUCUCUGGAGAUGGAAGACAUUCCAUGGGGAACUGAUCUACCACUCUUCCUUGGGUUUAAUACAUAAGCAUUUCAAGGACCGGCUCAUCCUGAACUGGACACAGCCUCAGACAUCUGGAGCCCUCAGAAUCCUGGACUUGAAGAAGAAGGACCAGACAGUGUACUUCUGCCGAGUUCAUUGGAAUACAAAAAGAGGCGUGCAGAGUUGGCAGUCUAUUGAUGGAACCCAACUCACCAUCACCCAGGCAGUCAGCACCACCAUGCAGAGCCCCUCCAUCGUCACCUCUGCAGUCACCACAGCUGGACUGGAGGACACAGAGGGCCAGAGGAAUCCUUCACUUGUGAACAUAGGAGCCAUUAUUGGGGUGGUGGUGGCCACAACUGUGCUCAUAACCCCCGUCUAUGUGAUGCUGAUCUUCCUCUGGUGGAAGAAAAGGCCAGCAGACUAA